Messenger RNA from Hirsutella rhossiliensis, 4146 nucleotides. Its product is annotated as DNA-dependent RNA polymerase domain-containing protein. The coding region runs from base 1 to 4146 and encodes 1381 amino acids. NCBI's taxonomy places the organism in Eukaryota, Fungi, Ascomycota, Sordariomycetes, Hypocreales, Ophiocordycipitaceae. Gene Ontology annotation, biological process: mitochondrial transcription. The record is from RefSeq and is a predicted model, not a curated record. Gene Ontology annotation, molecular function: DNA-directed RNA polymerase activity; mitochondrial promoter sequence-specific DNA binding. Gene Ontology annotation, cellular component: mitochondrial DNA-directed RNA polymerase complex. The transcript has 4 exons.
AUGAUUCUCUCGCGACACACUCGCAGCGGACUGCUUGCACAUCGAGGGGCUGCCGCGAGGUCGACCUGGGUUUCGUCGAGACAUGCGGCGCUUUCCUCCACGGUCCCCUCGACCGCGCGGCGCCACGCCGAGAGAAGCCUGGCGACGGCUGUCGACGACUUCAAGCUCGAGACUCUGCCAUACAACAACCUGACCAGCUCAACGCUGCCUCCGUUCCAACCUCCGAGAUCCUACGACCUCAGAGCCUUCGACCCGACCUCGCCGUUGACCAUCCCCGAGCCCGGCCCGCCGCGACCCCCGACCAAGACAAACGUAUUCGGCGUUCCGGGGGAGACCGAAGACAUGCUUCCCGUGUUUGACGCGUGCCUGCGCGUGGGAAAGCUGGACCGCGCAGCUCUUGUGCUUAAGCGCCUGAACGCUGUCGGGACUUUGUCCAUCGAAGAGCAGACCCUGCUCAACAACCAGUACCUUCGUGCAUCCUUGAAGCAAUUGAGCUCAAGCCCCGACCGGCAACGCGCCGAGGGGCUUCACCAGUGGUACGAACUCCAGAUACGGAGCAAGGGACUACCCCAUACCGCCGAGACCAUCGCCUGCAUGCUCAAGGCCUCUCUGCUCUCCGAGCGAGGCUCAAGGCUUCACCGCUUGGUCAAGCGCUACAUGGGCAUGGCCCCUAACGAGGCCGGUCUCCUGGUGCUCAACAUGGCCGACAUCCUUAGUGAUAGGGACCUAGCCGUCAUUACCGACAUUUGCCCCACGUACAACUUUUCCCAGGAGCCAGAGCUUGAAGGUCCUGCCAUUGAGGCGCGAAAGGAGUGCGAACCCGUGGGCCGUGACUUGGUCGAUCAACCGACAGACCUGCCGGGAGCCGAUUCUAUUUCCGAACUGGUGCCGACACCACAAAAGGGUCUGAGCCUCGACACCCUCAAGCAUAACCUCGAAAUCCUCUCGUCCUUGCAAGACACCGACAUAUCCGAGCUCCCCGAGUCUGAGCGCCGCGAAAUCCAACUCUUGCUGGAGCGCGACUCCAUCACGUCGGCCAUUGCAAAGUGGCGCGCGCAGAUGGAUACCCUGCAUCGUAAAGGCGUCACCACGGCGACGGGAUCUCGCGGAGAAGGCUCAUUGUCGCAGUACAUGGCGUCGUGGAUGAGUGCCAUGCAAGCCCGUCUACAAGAAGAGCAGUCCCUGAUCGAGAUGUCGGAGAACAAGGCCAGCAAAUCUGAAAAAGAUUUGGAGCGCUGUCUUUAUGGACCCCUGCUCCGACAAGCUGACCCAGCCCGGCUAGCUGCAGUGACAAUUCUGACCACGGUCAACCUCAGUGCCAUGCUUGGCAUCGAAAAAGGCGUUGUCGUAAGCAGGCUCAUCACCAACAUUGCCAAGGUCGUACAAGAGGACACAGAGCUUCAACAGAAAGAGGAGGCCAAAAAGGCUCAACGGACGCGCAGAGUCGAAUUCACUGGCCAUGCAACAGGCUCCGAUGCUGAAAAUAAGGCGACUGCCUCCACUCCGACAGAGGAUUCCACCCCUCGUGAAAGCUCCGCAUCGAGUGAAAAAACCGUCUUGAUUGCCGAGCCGAGUGGCGCGGAGCACACCUUGAAGGAGUCGACCCAACAGCCCUGGUCAGUGCAAAUCAGAGCCCACGUCGGUGCUAUCCUCCUGAAAGUCCUACUCGAGACGGCCAAGAUCAAGGUGACGAUACGCAACGACAACCUGGAAAUCGUGUCCCAAUAUCAGCCAGCUUUCACGCAUCUGCAACAGCCUCGGAAGGGGAAAAGGGUUGGCCUCGUCUUUCUCAACCCCCAGUUGUCCAAGAAGUUUCUGCGGGAACCUGUCGGCGACUUCCUUGCCAAGCAUCUGCCCAUGGUCGUGGAGCCCAAGCCGUGGCAAAACUUCACCGAGGGCGGAUUUCUGGACAGCAAGACGAGCCUUGUCCGAGUCAAACCCGGAAAUUCGGAGCAGACCUUGUACAACCAAGCCGCCGUCCAGUGCGGCGACAUGGACCAGGUCCUCAAGGGGCUGGACGUGCUCGGCAAGACGGCGUGGCAAGUCAACAACGACGUGCUGGGUGUCAUGAUGGAGGCUUGGAAUACGGGCGAGGAAAUCGCAAACUUCCCGCCGCUGAGCCCCGAGUUCAAGGUGCCCGCCGAGCCAGACUCGUCGGCGGAUCCGCUUGCUCGUAACAACUGGAUUCGCGCGGUCAAGGCCGUUGAGAACAAGAGGAGCAGUUUACAUUCUCAACGCUGCUUCAUGAACCUGCAGCUCGAGGUUGCGCGAGCCUUCAGGAACCACACCAUCUACUUUCCGCACAACGUCGACUACCGAGGCCGCGCGUAUCCCAUGCCUACCUACCUGAAUCAUAUGGGCGCCGAUCAUGCUCGUGCCAUUCUCAAGUUCGCCAAGGGCAAGGAGCUGGGAGUUCGGGGCCUGAGGUGGCUCAAGAUUCAUCUGGCCAACGUUUAUGGACUCGACAAAUCGAGCUUCGAUGAGCGAGAAGCAUUUACCAACGAGAACGUUGCCAACAUUGUCGCGUCGGCAACAAAUCCGCUCAAGGGCAGCCGUUGGUGGCUGCAGGCCGAGGAGCCCUGGCAGUGCCUCGCUGCCUGCUUCGAGCUCAAGGCGGCUCUUGACCUUGCUGACCCUACCAGAUACGUAUCCCAGCUUCCCGUCCACCAAGACGGCACAUGUAAUGGUCUCCAACACUACGCGGCCCUGGGUGGCGAUGCUUGGGGUGCCAAGCAAGUCAAUCUGGAGCCCGGGGACCGACCGGCCGACGUGUACUCGGCCGUGGCCGAUCUCGUGAAGCAGGCAAUCGACAAGGACGCCGCAGUGGAUAUUUCGCUGGGCAAGAUCCUCCAGGGCAAGAUCACGCGCAAAGUCGUCAAGCAGACCGUCAUGACCAAUGUCUACGGAGUCACAUUUGCCGGAGCCAAGCUGCAGGUCUGCAAGCAGCUCGACGCCCUGUAUCCCAACCUGGGCAAGGACAACGGCUUUCACAACAACGUGGGACUGGCAAUCUACGUUGCCAAGCACAUCUUCUACGCCCUCGCCACCAUGUUUCGAGGCGCCCACGACAUUCAAUACUGGCUGGGCUCAGUCGGAGGCCGGGUUUGCAGAGCACUAACGCCCCUCCAGCUGGAGCAGAUUGCCAAAUCCCACGCGGCCGCACCUGAGAAAGAGGCUAAGGGAACCCCGAAGCCCAAUAAGGAGACGACGAAGAAGGAUCCUACCCAGAAGAGCUUGACUAGGAAUACUGCCAGCGGGUUUAAGGCCAUGGCACCACAAUUCCGAUCCACGCUCGUGUGGACGACGCCGCUGCGAAUGCCCGUUGUACAGCCAUACCGGAAAAGCAACGCCAAGGAGAUUAGGACGUGCCUCCAGGCCGUGGUGUACUCGAUGGAAGAUCAGACGGACCCAGUCAACAGCAGGAAGCAGCUGCAGGCAUUUCCGCCAAACUUUAUCCACUCCCUGGACGCCAGCCAUAUGAUGCUAUCGGCUCUGCGAUGCCACGAGCGCAAUCUUGAUUUUGCCGCUGUGCACGACUCGUUCUGGACACAUGCCGGCGAUGUCGACAGCAUGAAUGAAGUUUUGCGAGAAGCCUUUAUCCAGAUUCACGAGGAAGACGUCAUUGGCCGCCUGGCCACCGAGUUCAAGGCGCGCCACAAGGGGCACACGCCCGUGGAAGAGUUGCUCAUGGAGUACGAGCGGCAGUCGCUCAUCAUGGCGGGCAAACUCGACGAGGCCAAGAAGAUUGUGACGCCGGCGUCCGUGUACGAGGACAUGUCUGCUUGCGAGGUUGACCUUGCCAUCCAAGAAGACACCAAGGCCAUUGGCAUCGGCGAAAUCCACGAGGACGAAGCCGAUGCGACGGCCUGCAAAGUUUCCGAGGAUAUGGUGGACGAGGAGGACGAGGCUGCACUCGGUGCCCAGCCUUCCUCAUCUACGGCACCUGCGGAGACGGUGCAGCGGCUCCUGGAGGAGAUGAAGGGGAGCCAUUUCGAGUCUUCCAUGCUGGAGACGAGGAAGCCCACCCAAGCCAAGGCCAAAAAGACCCCACUGCCUCUCUGGUUGCCGCUGACCAUUCCGGACAUCCCAAAGAAGGGCGACUUUGAGGUGAAGCGACUGCGGGAAAGCAAAUACUUUUUCUCGUGA